Messenger RNA from Magnolia sinica, 1698 nucleotides. RefSeq names its product putative disease resistance protein RGA4. The record is from RefSeq and is a predicted model, not a curated record. The transcript is spliced from 4 exons. The coding region runs from base 1 to 1698 and encodes 565 amino acids. NCBI's taxonomy places the organism in Eukaryota, Viridiplantae, Streptophyta, Magnoliopsida, Magnoliales, Magnoliaceae. Gene Ontology annotation, biological process: defense response to other organism. Gene Ontology annotation, molecular function: ADP binding.
AUGGUUGAUUUAUUUGUUGAUCCGUUGGUCUUGCUUGUAAUAGAGAAAUUGGGCAAAAUUCUGAAAGAUGAGGCAGUUUUGUUGGUGGGUGUCACCGACGAUGUCAAAAAGCUUUCCCGUACCUUCACCUUGAUCCAAGCUUUUGUUAAAGAUGCUGAAACUCGGCGAGUGAAGGACGAAGCAUUGAAGAUCUGGUUGCAGAAUCUCAAAGAUGUGGCCUAUGAUGUGGAUGACAUAUUAGAUGAAUGGAUGACAGAAGCUCUCAUAUCACAAGCACCCGAUGAAGGUGAUGAGUCCUGUUUCAGCAAGAUGAAAAACAAACUGGCACUCUUAUCCGACUAUGAUUGCUGGUUACUGUUCAGAAGUAAAGCGCUGGAUCAACGGAGUGAAGAAGAGUGUUCUGAGCUGGAAGUGAUUGGAAGGCAAAUCGUAAAGAAAUGUGGAGGGGUGCCUCUCGCUGCAAAGACAAUAGGGAGUGUCAUGCAGUUGAGAAGGACGAGAAGCCAGUGGGAGCUUGUCUUGCGAAGCAAGAUGUGGAACUCAGGUGAUGUCUUCGAAGGCAUUUUACCAGCUUUGUUACUAAGCUACUAUGAUUUGCCUCCAGCUUUGAAGCAGUGCCUUGCAUAUUUCUCCAUCUUUCCUAAAGAUAGGGAUAUAAAGAAGGAUACGAUCGUCAAGUUAUGGGUGGCACAAGGAAGUGAUGGUUCAGUGGUGGAGAUUAGCAAGGAAGCCUCGUUAAACCUAAAUAAUAAUGUCCCGCAUUCUUUUUUAGUUGACAAUGACAAAGAUGGUGAUGAAGCCCAUAAAUUGGUGUCCAUUUCGGCCACCUUGCAUAAGGCGCACAAGUUGCGGACGUUGCUACUACAAGACUCAAGAAUCUCCAGGGUGCCAGUCAAGUUAUUUCAUCAUUUGAGACGCUUAAGAGCAAUGGACUUGAGUCAAACUGACAUCAAGAAAUUGCCUUGGAGAACAGAGGAGUUGCCAGAGGAAUUGAGUAAUUGCAUCAAUUUACGGAAGCUAAGAAAACUGCCUAGAGGGAUGAGGAAAAUGAUUAGCCUGAGACAUCUUGAAUUUGAAGGUUUAAAUGAUCUGAGGUACUUACCAGAGGUUAAAAGGAGACUAACAGAGCUUCGGACGCUAACGAAGUUCAUUGUGGGGGGUGACGACCAAGUAUGUAAAUGUGGAGAACUGAAACACCUCAAUCAUCUUCAAGGCAGUCUUCGAAUUACGGGCUUGCAAAAUGUCAAGAGCAGGGACGAAGCUAGCGAUGCAGAACUGCAUGAGAAGCAGCACCUUCAUGCUCUAUACUUCGAGUACGAUGACGAUGAACCGUUGGAUGAUGAGGUGAAGAGGAUGGAGGAUGUGCUCGAAAGCCUCCAGCCUCACACAAACUUGAAAGACUUGAACAUACAGUAUUACAAAGGCUCCAAGCUUCCCAAGUGGAUAGGGAAUCCAAUGUUCUCCAAUCUAGUUGAGGUGAAACUCUCGCAUUGCCUCAAUUGUAAACAACUUCCAGGUCUUGGGAAACUACCGUCCCUUAAUUUCCUUAUUAUUAAGGGAAUGGUAGACGUGAAAAAAGUGGGUGGUGAAUUUAGUCGGGAUAAUCAAAAUGAUAAAAGUAGUGGUGGUGGUGUCUCAUUCCCCAACCGGAGACCCUGGUUUUCGAGAAAAUGCCAAAUUGGGAGGAGUGGGAAUUGA